AUGUACAUUUUGGUGAACGUCGAACGCCACAAACAUGUGAUGGGAGAAAUUGUGCACAAUCUGGUAUCCGAAUAUGGUGUGCCGAUUUCGAUUGUUGACAGCAUUCAAAAGAUUUGCCCCAAGUGCUCGGCGAGCAGCAGCGCGGCGGCGGCCGCCGGCGGCAGUAGCAGCAGCAGCUCAUCUGAAGACGCCAAAAGCGAUGAGACGACGACGGAGAAUGACGGAGGAACUAUACCGCAGGAGACGAAGCCUAUUAUAGCCAAAUCGAUUCCGUCGUCGAGAUCCAGCGUUGUCGCUGAGCACAACUCAGAGCCGAAAGCGAAGCAGAGAAAAAUUGAGCAAGAGGCGACGCCCGAAUUGGAGGACCCUUCAUCAUCAUUCACCGAUGUUUUCAAAUCGGCCGCCUCAUUCAAAGAUGCGUCAAUUCUCGAGAAUGCCAUUGCGAAUGCGUUCCAAAAUAGCCGCAACAACGGAUUAGACAAGCCGUUUUUCCCAGCGAAAACGUCGGCGGGCAGCGACGACGGCAAUUCGAAUUCGAGCAAUUUGGAUCAGGAUGACGAUGAUUAUAAUUCUGGAUUAUGCAUUAACCCGCAGCUUUUGGCUAGCUUUAUCUCAUCGACACCCAACAUAUUUGCCACUGAUUUGAAUUUAUCGACGCCGACGACGCCGAAUAAUGAGAGGAAGGUGCCGAUUAAGGAUAUACCGCCGUGUUUAAGCACUAAUGGUAAAUUCCGAAGGGGACGAAUCGUUUACACACAAAAUGAGCUGGACGUUCUUGAGAAGUAUUACUCUGAGGACCCGAAUGCUUGUGCGGAUUUGAAGAAGCGGGAGCAAAUGUGCAAUUUGUUGAAUAUUGAUUAUCAUCGCUUGAAAGUUUGGUUCCAAAAUCGACGACGAAAGGACAAACUACGUAACAAGAAUGAUGAUGAGGAAGUGCAUGAGCACGGGAGUCUCAUGGAUCUGCUCGCCGCAUAA
Molecule: messenger RNA, 975 nt
Organism: Caenorhabditis bovis
Lineage: Eukaryota; Metazoa; Nematoda; Chromadorea; Rhabditida; Rhabditidae
Source: the annotation of a GenBank genome assembly